AUGGGACAGUCACUUGCAGUUUUUUAUCCCAAUAUAUUUCAUGUUACAAUUGUAGCUCACAUGUUCAAUAGGGUUUCAGAAAAGGUUAGAGAAAUGUAUCCAGACAUAAUUAAAUUAAUCAAUAACAAAAAAAAAGUAUUUCUAAAAUCCCCAUACCAUGUACAAGAGUGUAAAGAAAUCUUACCAGAUAUUCCGUUACCGCCCGAACCAAUAUUAACCAGAUGGGGAAAGUGGUUGGAAGCUGCUAUUUUUAACUAUUGUGAUAUAAUCCAAGGCUUAUAA
Molecule: messenger RNA, 282 nt
Organism: Macrosiphum euphorbiae (potato aphid)
Lineage: Eukaryota; Metazoa; Arthropoda; Insecta; Hemiptera; Aphididae
Source: the annotation of a GenBank genome assembly